AUGGCGGGGAGAAGGAAGCUCAUCGCAGUGAUCAGAGACGAGGACACGGUGACUGGUUUCCUGCUGGGCAGCAUAGGGGAGCUUAACAAGAACUGCCACCCCAAUUUCCUGGUGGUGGAGAAGGAUACAACCAUCAAUGAGAUCGAAGACACUUUCCGGCAAUUUCUAAACCGGGAUGACACUGGCAUCAUCCUCAUCAACCAGUACAUCGCAGAGAUGGUGCAGCAUGCCCUGGACACCCACCAGCACUCUAUCCCUACUGUCCUGGAGAUCCCCUCCAAAGAGCACCCAUAUGAGGCCGCCAAGGACUCCAUCCUGCGCAGGGCCAGGGGCAUGUUCACUGCCGAAGACCUGUGCUAG
Molecule: messenger RNA, 360 nt
Organism: Gorilla gorilla gorilla (western lowland gorilla)
Lineage: Eukaryota; Metazoa; Chordata; Mammalia; Primates; Hominidae
Product: V-type proton ATPase subunit F
Exons: 1
Coding region: 1-360 (119 amino acids)
Biological process (GO): proton transmembrane transport
Cellular component (GO): membrane; proton-transporting V-type ATPase, V1 domain
Molecular function (GO): proton-transporting ATPase activity, rotational mechanism
Source: RefSeq, a predicted model, not a curated record